Plasmopara halstedii is the source of this 1623-nucleotide messenger RNA. RefSeq names its product RxLR-like protein. The record is from RefSeq and is a predicted model, not a curated record. The transcript has 2 exons. Lineage: Eukaryota; Oomycota; Peronosporomycetes; Peronosporales; Peronosporaceae. The coding region runs from base 1 to 1623 and encodes 540 amino acids.
AUGCGUCACCUUCCUAUGCUAGUCAUGUUGCUAGUUGCUAUCACGCUGCAUGCAAGCGCGAUUGCCUUCCCCAAGUCAAAGUUGGCGACCUCAAGCGUUGUGAAUCGUCUAUCUCACAAAUUGGGUGACGCGGUCGUUGAGAGGUCUCUGAGAGCCGAGGAAGGUACUUCAAAAUCAAUCGACGGUGAAGAGAGAGUCCUUGAUGCUGUUACCAAAAACCUCGGAGUGACUGAAAAGAUGACAGAGACUUUAACUGGGGCUGAGGGCGUAAAACCAACACAAGUCGAAAAAGGUGGUGAAUCUGUCAAAGGAACAGAAACCUUUCAUGCUUCAAAAGACCUCAAAGCUGCAGCGAAUGCCGAACCUGCGGUUGAAGCCACUUCUACGCCCAUCGUCAAAUCUCCGAACUUUUUUCAACGUCUGGGUAACAAGAUUAAAAGUAUAUUCGCCAAAAUCCUGAGUUGGUUUCGUUGGAAGAGAUCAGAGCCUGCCUCUCAAGACUCAACCACCGUUACAAAGGAAAUUGAGGACACGUCAGCAGCUCGUGUCGACGGUGGGGUGGGCGCCAAAACUGUCGAUAUUAGCACGCUACAUGAGAAAGCUAAUGAACAUGGCGAUGCUUUGCCAUCAGGUAAGAAUGUAAAGAUAACGGGCGAUCAAUCCCCCCCACGUGAACCAAAACCAACGACAAACCUAAAUUCUGGUGAAGAAGUUGUCAUACAUCCCCCGAGCACAAAGGACAACCCAGCACCGAAUGAAGAACCUUUCCCACCUGUACUACAACCUAAGAACGAACCAGCCCAUGAUGAACCAGAGGUUUUCUUUCAUUUACACGAUCCUCCAACGUCCGGUGAAAAGGUUAUUGUACUCAAAUCAGAACCAGAUCGAUUUCCAGAAACGGGUGAAGGGCCUCCCCAACAUGUAGUGAACACGGAUUUCAAACCGACACCAGGUGAAGUGCUUAUUGCACCAAGACCGAAAUCCGAGACAAAAUCAUCCUCAGAGGAGACAGAGGUGCUCAUGCGUUCACCGGAUCAUAAGACACAACCAAAGCCCGAUGAAGAGGUUUUUGCACACAAAUCGGAAGCAAAUCCUAAUCCAAAAAAGGGUGAAGAGCCUCCCCAACAUGGAACAAACACGGUUACAGAACCGAUUUCGGAUGAAACGGUUCUAUCGCCAAAAGUGAGAUCCAAGGUAGAACCAGACGGGGAUGAGCAAGAGGUUCACGUGCGUUCACCGAAUUUUGAGGAAGACCCAACGUUGGAUAAAGAGAUUCCUUCUCAUGAUCCUAAACCGGGUGAAGAGCCUCCCCAACAUGGAACGAACACGGAUACCAAACCGACUGCAAAUGAAGAGGUUUCAUCUCUAAAACUGAAAUCCGACGUACCACCAGCCCUGGAUGAUUCAAAUCUACCGGCAUCCUUUCCAGAACCACUUAUCGGUGACGAGGUCUUAGAUCAUGAGAACUACAUAUUAGCUCCAGACACUCUUGAAUCUCCCAAUCUGGAAACGGCAACUACUGACACACCUCAAACAUCGUUGUGGAGUCAAUUCAUAAAUACAGUGAUAUCUCCAUUUUGGAAACCGAAAUCACCAACAUCACGGGUCGAACCAUCUCAGUAA